AAUUUGCAACAGUGUAGCUGUGUUUGCUGAGAUAAAUCUCGCCAUCGCAGCAGUAACUGCGGGCACCUUUAUCACCGCUGCGUUGUCACAGCAUCACGGUUACGCUUUAGAUCACGGGAUUUUGCUUCUAUCCAAUCACGCCAUCAUUUUUUUGGGUGGGUAGUUCAAAAUUGUAUUUCUCUCCUUAACUGUAAAUGCGAACAUUUUGCCUUUUGCGGCUCAAUCUGCGCUGCAAACGAGCCGUAUUGUGUGAUGACAGUGACGGUAUCACAGAAGGAGCAGGAGGACGUUGAGUCUGUAGCUAAUUUCGAGAGAAAUUCAAUCGGACAUCGCUGUGUUCAUGGAGGAUUACCGUUUCAUGGAGGAUCGUCGUACUGGGUUGUGUUGCUUUGGUAAAGAAACCUCGUCAUGACGCGGUCUGUGGAGCGGAUCGACUCUCCUCAUCGAGUGCACGCUGACAAUACAGCAUGAUGGCAGCCGAGAACUGACACGCACGUUUUAUUAUUUUGGAAAAAUCAUUUGAAAUUGAGCGGGAAGUGAUCGUGACAUCACAUAUUUUGACAAUCUGCGCAGAUGUAACCAUGUUGUGUGAAUGUAGGCUAUUCAGUUAUUCGCUGUCGUCUUUGUUAUUAUUUUUGCGUUGCUUUUUUUCACCAGUCGACUCGGCAGGAUGGCGCCCAUAAGAUACAUGGAGGAAGGCUUGAGCUGUGUUAAUCACAUUUAAAGUAAGAAUGGCUGACGCCCUCUGCAAUGCCUCUGCCAAAGGAAAUUUACAGGAAGUGUUGUUUUUGCUGCAAAAUGGAGCAGAUGUUAAUGCCUUUAAUAAAUACAACAGGACUGCCCUGCAGGUGGUGAUGUUAGGGAACGCCGCCGUGAUGGAGGCGCUCCUCUCGGCGGGGGCUGACCCAAACCUGCCCGACCCGGCCAUGAGUCUCCGCCUCACCGUGACGCACGACGCCGCGCGCGAGGGAUUCAUAGAUUCUGUGCGCGUUCUGAUGGACCACGGGGCAGAUAUAAACCUUACGGACGCGAAAGGUAACCUGCCGCUGCACCUGGCCGCGCGGGAGGGCCACCUGGAUGUGAUCCAGCUGCUGAUUGGAAGCACCGCGAACCCCCAGACUCCCAACAGCAUGGGUCACACGGCCGGGCAGCUCGCGCACCUCCACGGGAAGGCGGACGCUGCCCAAUACAUUGACAACUACUUGGGCCCACGGACUUACCAGUUAAGGGGAAAACUAACGCUGGUCCACAUAACCAUUAAGUGUUAA
Molecule: messenger RNA, 1268 nt
Organism: Centropristis striata (black sea bass)
Lineage: Eukaryota; Metazoa; Chordata; Actinopteri; Perciformes; Serranidae
Gene: cdkn2c
Product: cyclin-dependent kinase inhibitor 2C (p18, inhibits CDK4)
Exons: 4
Coding region: 732-1268 (178 amino acids)
Biological process (GO): regulation of cyclin-dependent protein serine/threonine kinase activity; negative regulation of cell population proliferation
Cellular component (GO): nucleus
Molecular function (GO): protein kinase binding; cyclin-dependent protein serine/threonine kinase inhibitor activity
Source: RefSeq, a predicted model, not a curated record